CUUCUGAGAAAUUUUGGGGACAAAACACUAGCGCCAAAAUAAUAUUGACGAAUUAGACUUUAACCAUUAAUUCGAAAAUUUUAACAGCAUGCUUUGGAGUUUUUGUUUACACCACAAUCGAUGAAGCUCCAUUAUUAUUUUUUCCGUUUGGGAGUGAUUCAAGUUUCGAUGAAAUCUGGCAGCAACGUUCCGGACUUCAGCGCUUCCCGGGAAAAGAAUGAUCUGGGCUUCCUGACGUUCGAUCUCAAUAAAUUGUUCAACUGGAGUGUGAAGCAACUAUUCUUGUAUCUGACGGCCGAAUACCAGACGGAACAGAACGAGCUCAAUCAGGUGGUCCUGUGGAACAAAAUCAUCCUGCGAGGCAAAAACACUUUGCUGAACUUCAAGAACAUGAUCACCGAGAACUACUUCUGGGACGAUAGCAAUGGGUUGAAGGGCAACAGAACGUGACGACGACCCUUUCCGGGAACAUCGUUCCAAAUGCAGGACUGAUUCCGAAUGUAUUUGCUCAUGGACAUCAUUGGUUCAAGUUCUCGGAAACCUUCAUGCUGCUCUAAAGAACUACAAAAAUUAUUUCAAAAAAGCUACCAGAAUUUAUCGGUGAUUAUAAAAAAGCUCAAAGAAAAACGAAUCGAUACUAAAAUAAACCACCGAAGGAUUCGUUUUCCGCCGAACUGCAGCUGACCAUGCAGCUUUCCCAUUUAUUCCAUUCUAAUAAAUUUGAUUUUUGUUUGCAAAUUUGAGCUGCCUAUCUUAACAUGAUCAAUCAUCAAUGAAAAACCAUCUGCAGGAACAUCUGCUUUAAAUGAUCCCUAGAACCGUAUGCACUUAUUCCUUAUUUCUUCAAUUAUGUGUGUUCAGUU
This is a messenger RNA of Uranotaenia lowii, 863 nucleotides long. RefSeq names its product signal peptidase complex subunit 3-like. Gene Ontology annotation, biological process: protein targeting to ER. Gene Ontology annotation, cellular component: signal peptidase complex; membrane. The record is from RefSeq and is a predicted model, not a curated record. Bases 121 to 450 code for a protein of 109 amino acids. NCBI's taxonomy places the organism in Eukaryota, Metazoa, Arthropoda, Insecta, Diptera, Culicidae. The transcript has 2 exons.